CCCUCACUCAAUCGUGAUUCCCCAUAACUUUAUGGUCGUCGUUUCCUUCAACCGGACAUGACCAUCUUGAAUGAGCAAGUACGACUUUCUUCAAAAAGUCGUUGUCUCCCAAUGUGAUUGGAACUUCUCAUCCAGCCAAUUUCUAUUCUCUCCCCUGUUUAAAUCUUCAACAUCCCAUCUACACAUAUGUUCACUCCAAAAUUUGUCAAUUUGAUGUUGUUCUAGCCAACCUCAAUCAAUCCAAUCUCUCAGUCUUCUAAUCAGAUCGAAGUCACCAACAUAGUCGAAUAAGGUUCAUGCGUAACGCCCUAACGGUCUAUUCUACAGUCUAUCUACGUUCAAGUUACUACGCCCACAAAUUCCUCACUAUAAUCAACGUUCCUGUAUUUCACUCACUUCUAUACAACGUCUCAAUUCCCUUUCUGCUACUUCUUUAGCCAACCCCUGCACAUCUUCUUGAAUUGAGUUAAUUUAAGACUCUUUGAAAUAUCAUGUCCCAAACUAGAUCCUUAGCCACAAUCAAGAAAUGGGUAAAAGUAAGCGCAAGACACGGGCCGUGCCUGUGAAAGGCGGUUGGGAUGCAUUACCACAUAAUAUGGGUGUUCUUAAAAGGUCUACAGCAAACCAAGCACUUCCUGCCGUGGAAUCGCCGUUCGUCGUCGAUGCCGUCCCCAUUGUCGAACCUUCCGCAAUCGCCGGCCUCGCACCUACUCAUGACGGCCAAGGAGAAAUCACCAAGCCUGCCCAGAAUAUCCUAGCUGGGAUCCAGGCAGUACAUCUCAAUGUCGCUGAGGAUGUUCCAGCGCAAAGAACCAGAUCCAAGACAAUUAUCAAAAUCAAAGUUCCUAACUCGGUUCGUUCGGAUAGGGCCUCGGAAACCAAUGCAGACCUCCAAUUUAAAGUCGAGGCUACUCAAGAGCAAUCUAAGCCAACCAACAUUGAAAUAGACAUUGUGCAGAAUAGUGGCCGGCAAUUGCGCCCGCGAAAGCCCAAGUUAAAUCCGACAACGCCUAUUUUGGUGGAGGCACAGAGUAUCGAUGUGCUAAGCGACAAAGCUUCACCAACGAAGCGAAAGCGCCAAACAAAUGCCACUUUUCAAGAAGAUGAUCAAACUCACGAUGAUCAAACUCCUGAGCCCAGCCCAAAGAAAACGAAGAAGACUCACAAAAAGGGCUUAAUGCCAGGCGUAACUCCCUUUCCAGAAUUUCUAGCACCAAGCGCUAAGCAGUGUGAGGAAGUAUUCAACUUGCUCAGUGAGAUGCAUGGUGACGUGCAAGCUCAGGCACCUGAUGUUAUCCCUGCCCCGUCACUUGAGGUUACAGGAUGUGGAGAAGUUCCUUCUGUCCUCGAUGCGUUGAUGAGGACACUUCUAAGUGGUGCGGUGACCUUUGAGGGCGCAAAUAGGAUGUUGAAUAGCUUGGUUGCGAAGUAUGGUACCCUGGAUGAGGGUGUGGGACAGGGGAGCGUGAAUUGGAACAACGUUAGGUUAGCCCCUCUGGAAGAUGUGGUUGCCACAAUCCACCAAGGUGGUUUGGCAAAUAUCAAGGCCAAGUAUAUCAAGGGUAUCCUCGAUAUGGUGUACCAAGAAAACCUUGAAAGGCGUGAAGCUUACCUUGAAGAGAGAAAAACUGGCAGGGUGGCGAACGUUGUCGGCGCAGCGGAGAAGACGCAAGGCCAGAAAGAUUUCGAAAUACAGAAGACGGAACAGAAUAUCCUUUCGCUCGACCACCUCCACGGCUUAUCAAAAGAUGAAGCUAUGACACAAUUCACGAAGUAUCCUGGGAUUGGCAUCAAAACAUCAGCCUGUGUCACUCUCUUUUGCUUGCAGAAGCCUUGUUUUGCUGUCGAUACGCAUGUCCACCGAUUCUCUCGAUGGCUAGGAUGGGCUCCGCAGAAAGCAAGCGCGGACAAUGUUUUCCACCAUCUCGAAGUUCGAUGUCCAGAUCGCUUUAAGUAUGGGCUCCAUCAACUUUUUAUUCGUCAUGGGCAAACGUGUAAGAAGUGCGCGGCAAACACCAGUGAAGGUACCAGCGACUGGGCAAAAUUCUCGGAGUGUCCUUUAGAGAAGCUUCUUCACCGCUUCGACAAGAAACAGUCAAAGGCAUCGCCGAAGUCGAAGGAUGUGAAGGAGGAGCAAGAUCAAGAGCAAUGUCUAGAGCAGAAUGUUGACCAAACCGGAUUGAUCACAGCUUAAUGUAACUAAUACUCUGAUGUAUCCCCGACUGUUUAGGUAAAUGAUACCUCUAGGGCUCUAUGUUUUGCUCGAGUUAUGAUGUUUAACUAAUGCCAAAGUGAUCACGUCGUCUUUAUAGGUGUUCCUUCAAUUGCUAUUCCGUACCUGCGUGCCCCUUCCGCAGAUUGGGUCGGUACAUGUACUCGCCUGUAUGCGUGUAUGCCUAGGUAGGUACCCUAAUCUAAAGAGGCGGGUGAGUAUCGCGAAACUGGCAAUCUACUUCCCUACAUUGGCGAUGCGCGCGUGAGGUACCUUCUACCUAGCUGCCUAGGAAGAUGCAUUGACCUCUGACCUUCUACUUUUACCCUUGUACAUCAUUUUUUUAGAGAGGAAAUAAAAUCUUCUUUCUCCCAUCCAAUUCCGUAUUCCAACCAAAUGAUGUUGUGGUUGAGUUCUUCUAUUCCUCCUACCCGCACCUCCUAAUCAUUUAUUUCUACCCCUCUAUCCACCCUGUACUCGACCCCUAGGGC
Hypoxylon trugodes is the source of this 2703-nucleotide messenger RNA. Its product is annotated as DNA glycosylase. The coding region runs from base 527 to 2194 and encodes 555 amino acids. Gene Ontology annotation, molecular function: catalytic activity. The transcript is spliced from 2 exons. NCBI's taxonomy places the organism in Eukaryota, Fungi, Ascomycota, Sordariomycetes, Xylariales, Hypoxylaceae. The record is from RefSeq and is a predicted model, not a curated record. Gene Ontology annotation, biological process: base-excision repair.